UCUGAAUCUUCUGCUCAUUCCUCCCUAAGCAGGUUCACCCAUCUUUGCUAAAAUGGCUCAACUGCUGAACAGCAUUCUCACUGUGAUUGAGGUGUUCCAGAAACAUGCUAAAGAGAAUGGGAACUGUACCUCACUGUGCAAGAAGGAGUUGAAGCAGCUGCUCUUGGUUGAGUUUGGAGACAUCCUCCGGAGACCAAAUGACCCAGAGACCGUGGAAACCAUCCUGAGCCUCUUGGAUAAAGACAGAAAUGGACAUGUUGAUUUUCAUGAAUAUCUCUUGUUCGUGUUUCAAUUGGCCCAAGCCUGCUAUCAUAAACUAAAUAAUAGGUCAUGUGGAGAUAGAAUCUCUCAGCAAGAAGGGGAGCAGGAGGGAACACAAGACCAUAAGUUCCCAGAAAAUACAGGCAGACAACAUAGGCAGAGGCAUGAGGAAGAAAGGCAGGACUCCCAUUGCACUCGGUCUGAGAGACAAAACCAGGAUGUACACCAGGAUCAGUCUGAGAGACAGGGUAGGGACUCCUGCUAUGGUCAGGCUGAGAGACAGGAUAUGGACUCCCAUUGUGGUCAGUCUGAGAGACAGGAUACAGACUCCCACUAUGGCCAAAGAUGGAGUCAUAAAUCUAGCAGUAGCCAGCCUAAAAAACAAGGAUAUAUCUUUGCCUUAAAUCAUUGUGAGAGACAAAUUCACAAUUCUUGUUAUGGCCAGACAAACCAACAGGAAUCAGGCUUUUAUUAUGGACCGUCUGGGAGGCUGGAUCAGAAAUCAGGUUAUGGUCAGAGAGAUAGGCAAGAAUUGGACUCUCAAUAUAGCCAGACAGACAGACAAGACCAGAGUUCCCACUCUAGCCAGACAGACAGACAAGGCCAGAAUUCCCACUAUGGCCAGACAGACAGACAAGGCCAGAAUUCCCACUAUGGUCACACAGACAGACAAGGCCAGAGUUCUUGCUAUGGCCAGACAGACAGACAAGGCCAGAGUUCCCACUCUAGCCAGACAGACAGACAAGGCCAGAGUUCCCACUAUGGCCAAACAGAGAGACAAGGCCAGAAUUCCCACUAUGGUCAGACAGACAGACAAGGCCAGAAUUCUUGCUAUGGCCAGACAGACAGACAAGGCCAGAGUUUCCACUAUGGCCAGACAGACAGACAAGGCCAGAAUUCCCGCUAUGGUCAGAGAGUCAGACAAGGCCAGAGUUCUCACUAUGGCCAGACAGACAGAGCAGGCCAGAGUUCCCACUAUGACCAGUCAGACAGACAAGGCCAGAGUUCCCGCUAUGGCCAGACAGACAGACAAGGCCAGAAUUCCUGCUAUGGUCAGACAGACAGACAAGGCCAGAAUUCUUGCUAUGGCCAGACAGACAGACAAGGCCAGAGUUCUCACUAUGGCCAGACAGACAGACAAGACCAGAGUUAUCAUUAUGGCCAGACAGACAGACAAGGCCAGAAUUCCCACUAUGGUCAGACAGACAGACAAGGCCAGAAUUCCCACUAUGGCCAGACAGACAGACAAGACCAGAGUUCCCACUAUAGCCAGCCAGACAGACAAGGCCAGAAUUCCCACUAUGGUCAGACAGACAGACAAGGCCAGAAUUCCCACUAUGGUCAGACAGACAGACAAGGCCAGAGUUCUCACUGUGGCCAGACAGACAGACAAGGCCAGAGUUCCCACUAUGACCAGUCAGACAGACAAGGCCAGAGUUCCCGCUAUGGCCAGACAGACAGACAAGGCCAGAAUUCCCACUAUGACCAGACAGACAGACAAGGCCAGAAUUCCCACUAUGGUCAGACAGACAGACAAGGCCAGAGUUCUCACUAUGGCCAGACAGACAGAGCAGGCCAGAGUUCUCACUAUGGCCAGACAGACAGAGCAGGCCAGAGUUCUCACUAUGGCCAGACAGACGGACAAGACCAGAGUUAUCAUUAUGGCCAGACAGACAGACAAGGCCAGAAUUCCCACUAUGGUCAGACAGACAGACAAGGCCAGAAUUCCCGCUAUGGUCAGACAGACAGACAAGGCCAGAGUUCUCCCUAUGGCCAGACAGGCAGAGCAGGCCAGAGCUAUCAUUAUGGCCAGACAGACAGACAAGGCCUGAGCUCUCAUUAUGGCCAGACAAACAGAGAAGGCCAGGGCUAUUGUUCUGGCCAGACACACAGAGAAGGCCACAGUAAUUGUUAUGGUCAGACAGACAGACAAGGCCUGAGUUCUCACCAUGGUCAGUCAGAGACUGGGAAGAUAGGGCAAAAUAGUUACCUUCAAGGGAGGGAAGAAAUAAGCAGAGACUUAUAUGUUGAGCAACCAGGAAGGUCAGGGAGAGUAAGUCAACAGACUCAAGGACAAGAAGUGGCUCGAAAUCAGGGACAGAGAUUUCAGUCUAGGGAAGGGCAGCAGAACAGCCACCAGGCAUGGGAGCCCGAGGAGGAUAACCAACACCACCAACACAAACUCAUAGCACAAAUCAAGCAAGAAGUGCCACAUGGUUAUAAAGAAGGUGAAUGGCAAUCAUGUAGUGGUGAGCAGGGCCACAGACAGACACAGGCCAGGCAUGAAGAGAGGCAGAGCCACCAGGCAGAGGGAGAGCAGGCCUGCCAAAGCUGGGGCAGACACGGUUGUGAGGGUCAGGAAACUCCAUGCAAGAUGCAGGCCAGGCAAAACCAUGAAGAGGAACAAGGCCAUCAGAGACGGGACAGGCAAACCCACGAAGAUCUGCAGACCCAUCAGAGACAAGAGAGGCAAACCCACGAAGAUGAGCAGACCCAUCAGAGACAAGAGAGGCAAACCCACGAAGAUGAGCAGACCCAUCAGAGACAAGACAGGCAAACCCACGAAGUUGAGCAGACCCAUCAGAGACAAGACAGGCAAACACAUGAAGAGAAUCAAAACUAUCAGCAAAAAUGGGAUAAGCAAACCCUUGAGGAGGAAGAAAGGUAUCAAGGGUCCCAGGAUCAACAACCUUAUGGGAUCCAGCAAGGCCGUGCUAAUAGAGAAAAAUUCCACAGGAAUGAAAAUAGCCAGAGGCAAAAUUCCCAGGGAGGAUGCAGUAACCUGACACUCCAUCCCACCCAGAGCAGUGGGAGGCCCUCAAGGAGAGAACAGGGUGGAAGUCACCCUAACAAGGUAGCUUCUGCUCCCAACGCCCUCUAUAACUAUGUACAAGAGCAGAAAAGGAAUCAGCGCUAGGUUGUGCACACACCAGAGCUAAAGCAGCCUGAAGCCAAAGAAAUCUACAUGUCAAGUUUAUCCUUACUUCUGUUUAAGAGAUUGAAAAUGUAUGUCUUCCUUCUCUCUUCCAUCUACUUGUAAAGAUGCUUUGAGGACUAGUAUUCACUUUUAGGGCAUUUCCGUUCUUUAAGCAGCAAUUCUAGGGUGUUCCAGUUGGGUUAAGUCUGAGUGGCAAAUUGGGUGACAUAAUCAGAUCUCAAUUUUGAUUAGUUUGGGGAUUUAAAUCAUUUCCUGGUUUUCCCUCUGUGUAGGUGGGGACAUGGCUGGGUCACUGAAUGGUAGAAACUUCUUCCAAAAGUUCAGAAACAGGGAAGGUAUUCCAAAAAUACAUAUUACAGCCCGAAGACAGGACACCUGGUCUUUUGUGAGCUUGGCUCCAAUGGACAAAACACCAGGAAUUGCAAACCUCAUAGCCUAAAAUGAAACAUGGUGAGAUGCUACUAGGAGAGUCAACUCUGAAGUCCACAACACCUCCCACACCUAGGCUCCCAACCCUCACCAGAGGGACAUUUCCCUAAGCUGCUACAGCUGACUUGACUGGUUCCAGCUCCAUAGCAUUCCAGUUUCUGACCAUAUAAAACAGAGAGAAAGCAUAUGUCAUCUGCUGACAGAUUCCAACAAACCAAAACUGUCCCUCCAUUGCUCUGGAAAACCCCUCAAAGAAAAUCUAUGGAAAUGUAUUAAAAUAUCCAAUAAAUGAUUGGUGAACAAUGA
Neofelis nebulosa (Clouded leopard) is the source of this 3934-nucleotide messenger RNA. It is a transcript of the gene RPTN, whose product is annotated as repetin. Gene Ontology annotation, cellular component: cornified envelope. The transcript has 3 exons. Gene Ontology annotation, molecular function: transition metal ion binding; calcium ion binding. The coding region runs from base 53 to 3178 and encodes 1041 amino acids. The record is from RefSeq and is a predicted model, not a curated record. NCBI's taxonomy places the organism in Eukaryota, Metazoa, Chordata, Mammalia, Carnivora, Felidae.